GAGGAUGAUUACUGUGAUGGCCUCGCGGGCGGGUCACAUGAAGAGUGUUGUAGCAACACGAGUUUCCAAGGGGAGGAGAUGCGGAGACCCUCAGUGGAGACACGAUGACACAUUCACAUCAUGAUGCACAGCUCAUAUGGUAUCUCAGUGCAGCAGUAGAGUGUGCCGGUUAGUGUACAGCACUGAGUAGAUCAAUGGCUGCUGAUGCGGAGGAGGCAGACUGUGAUCUGACAGCACAAGACUCUUCCCCGGUCAAUGAGCUCUCCUUCAGCCUGCAGAACCUCCAGUGUCAGGAUGGUCUGAGUCCGAAGAGCUCGCCCCCCUGGAGAAAGCUUGUUUUGACGCCUGAAUGCAUCAGCCCGCCGCUCAACACCCUCUCCAGGGAGAGAGAGACGCUGACAGUCUCUGCAGUGAGAAGAAGACGAGCAAGAAGCCUGUCUCCUGACUCCUCUUCAAACACGCCCAGGUCUCUGUGGAGGAACUGUCGCGAUUCUCCUACCAAUAAGGAGAAUGAGCGAGCCAUUAAGCGACUGCGCGUGCGUCUCUCCAGUAGAUUCUCCAGUGCAGAUGAGGCAGAACCAGCGGGCCGAACAUGGAGACAGUACCGCAGUGACCCAGAAGAGGACGCCAGUCACCCACCAGAGACGGCUGCGGUCGACCUAACGGCGGCUGCGAGGCUCGGACAGCUGACGUCACGGCGGAAAGCCCCGCCCACACGCGUCACUCAGGACGCCGUCAGUGACGUCACACUCAUAGGAGACUUCAGUAAGCAACACCUGCUUCCUGUUGAGAGUGGCGGCCAUCAGGAGCUUCACUGUGUCAGCGCUCACACCGUGGCGUCGCUGAUCAGAGGUCAGUUUGGUCCUGCAGUCCAGGAUUUCCUCAUCGUUGACUGUCGUUACCCAUACGAGUACCAAGGAGGACACAUUAGGGGAGCAGUGAAUCUGUACGCCGAGUCUCAGAUCCAGCAGGCGGUGCAUCAGGCCUCUGCAGGAGCUGAACUUUCCCCCUGCCCCGCAGGAAACGCCUCCUCCUGGAGGAUGAGGGGACAGCGGGCGGCUCAUUCAUCUGACUCACUCCCAGAGGAGAAGGGCUCGUCGCCACGGAAACUGAUCAUCUUCCACUGCGAGUUCUCAUCGGAAAGAGGCCCUCAACUGUGUCAGUAUCUGAGGCGGCUGGACAGACGAGUGAAUGUGUAUCCCAACCUGCACUAUCCUGAGCUCUACCUGCUGCUGGGGGGUUACAAAUUCUUCCAUGCGUGUUACCCGGAUCUGUGUGAUCCCUGCGGUUACGUGGCCAUGCGUCACCGCGAGUACCGGGAGCAGCUGCACGGAUACCGCAGGAGAAGACCAACACGGCAGCGAAGACGACGGCCAAUCAAAAUACAUCAAAGAACCACACGUUAA
This is a messenger RNA of Sinocyclocheilus anshuiensis, 1406 nucleotides long. Its product is annotated as M-phase inducer phosphatase 1-like. The coding region runs from base 195 to 1406 and encodes 403 amino acids. Gene Ontology annotation, cellular component: cytoplasm; nucleus. Lineage: Eukaryota; Metazoa; Chordata; Actinopteri; Cypriniformes; Cyprinidae. Gene Ontology annotation, molecular function: protein tyrosine phosphatase activity. The transcript has 12 exons. Gene Ontology annotation, biological process: protein dephosphorylation; G2/M transition of mitotic cell cycle; positive regulation of G2/M transition of mitotic cell cycle. The record is from RefSeq and is a predicted model, not a curated record.